AUGAUUUCUAUUUAAUAGGGAGAUAGAUUAGAGUGCUUUAAGAUUGAUAAUCACUUCAUUGGAACUUUAACAUUAUUAAAUAAUUAUCCUUCUCACCAUUGUGGUUUCAAGAUAAGAACCAACAACACUCAAGACAUACAGGUGUUACCUUAUAUCGGUUCGUUUAAGGGAUAAAAUUGCAAAAUUACAGUAAAAUGCAUAAAGUUCUAAAGAAAUGCGAAAUUGCAAAUCUUGGUCGCUGAUAUAAAUGAUCAAAACUUCAAUAAGACUGACCCAAAGUCAUUAACAUAAUACUUUGAGGCCAACAGUAGUAACCCAUAUGUAGAGAAAAUUAAAAUUGAGAUUGUUACUAUUGAUUAAAAUUUAUUAAUAAAGUAAUCAAGUAUCAUCAACUAAUCAGCUUCUUAAUUUAGAUAUUACGAAGAUCAAAUGUUUGUAAAGUAAGAGGUUACAUAUGAUUAAAAUGGCCAUCUAAUGAGAAUUGGAUAAGUACAAUAAUAAUAAUAAUAAUAAUAAUUAAUAUAAGAAUCAUCCUAAUAGAGUAGUAGAGUAUUGGAGGGUGACGAAAAAUAGUUUAUUACUUAACCAACAUUCUAGAUUCAAUGCCAAACCUUUUCAAAACAAUCCUCAGGUUCUCAAAAUAAUAUCUAGAAUGGUUAAACUCAAAAUUAAUAAGCACAUUCUUAUGAACCUUAAAAAUAGAAUGGCUUUAAAUAUGAGGUUAAGGAAGAUCCUUAGAUAAAAAUGUUGAAUUAACGAAUCAUAUCAUUGUAAAAUGAACUCGAGAAAUCACAAAUUGAAAAAAAGAGUUUAGAAUAGUAAAAGCUUUCACUCUUAAAUAAUUAUUAAGAAAAAGAUUCGUAAAUCUUUGUUUCUAUUUAACAUGUUUUUUUCUCCGCAAUCUUUUGUUUUCUACUAGGGUAUGUAGCCACAAGUUGA
Messenger RNA from Paramecium tetraurelia, 939 nucleotides. RefSeq lists its product as uncharacterized. The record is from RefSeq and is a predicted model, not a curated record. The transcript is spliced from 3 exons. NCBI's taxonomy places the organism in Eukaryota, Ciliophora, Oligohymenophorea, Peniculida, Parameciidae.